AUGAGACUUCUAACCUGGACCUGCGCCGUCACCCUUUGGCUCCUAGGCGCAACAAUUCUCCAACGACUGAACCCCAAAGAGCAGCAACCCCUUACCCUUCUUACCUCCAAACUAGAAGAGUGCUUCACAGCUGGAAUAAUAGAAGUGCCAGUUCCUAGGCAUCCCAUCCUAAGCUUCCCUUCUCAACAAGAAUCUGAUGACUCUUCCUUAGAGUUCCUUGAGGAAGGUGGUUUCCGUUAUCCGUUUCCCCCCUUUUUGCCAAACGUCACUCAUUGGCCCUUCCUUAUCCCUGGUCCCCCGGACUCGUCAAAUAGCGAUGCUGUAGUCCUACACCAAUUCCCUGGACCCCUGGAUGUCCCCCAGAACUCAGAAGCUACUCCUGGAUCUUACCACGUUGCUCCUGCACGGGUUUUUCCAUCGUCAUCACCUAUGAAUAUCUCGUCAUCCCCUAAUCCUGACAGUCCCCUCGCUGCCUCAACCGACUCACCAACCUUGAUCACGCUCCUAAUCUACAGCUACUAG
Messenger RNA from Fibroporia radiculosa, 522 nucleotides. RefSeq lists its product as uncharacterized. The record is from RefSeq and is a predicted model, not a curated record. The transcript has 2 exons. Bases 1 to 522 code for a protein of 173 amino acids. NCBI's taxonomy places the organism in Eukaryota, Fungi, Basidiomycota, Agaricomycetes, Polyporales, Fibroporiaceae.